Molecule: messenger RNA, 666 nt
Organism: Merops nubicus (carmine bee-eater)
Lineage: Eukaryota; Metazoa; Chordata; Aves; Coraciiformes; Meropidae
Gene: TPD52L2
Product: tumor protein D52-like 2
Exons: 8
Coding region: 40-666 (208 amino acids)
Cellular component (GO): cytoplasm
Source: RefSeq, a predicted model, not a curated record
AACCUUAACUCUCCCAACAAAGGUCUGCUGGCCGACGCCAUGACCGACGUGCCCGUGGACGGCGCGGCCUCGGGCAGGACCCCCGCGCCCGAGGGACUGACCCUUGCCGAGGAGGAGGAGCUGAGAUCCGAGCUCGCCAAGGUUGAAGAAGAAAUUGGUACCCUCAGGCAAGUUCUGGCUGCUAAAGAGAGGCACUGUGGAGAGCUGAAGAGGAAGCUGGGGCUGACUCCCUUGGAUGGGUUAAAGCAGAACCUGUCCAAGAGCUGGCACGACGUCCAGGUCUCCAACGCUUAUGUGAAAACAUCUGAGAAACUUGGAGAGUGGAAUGACAAAGUGACACAGUCUGACUUUUACAAGAAGACCCAGGAAACCCUUUCCCAGGCAGGACAGAAGACCUCAGCAGCCCUUUCUAACGUGGGCUCUGUUCUCAGCAGGAGACUUGACGAUUUCAGGGCUCACCCCUUCUCCAAUUCCUUUAGCAGCUACUCCAUUCGCCACUCGAUAAGUAUGCCAGCCAUGAGGAAUUCUGCAACCUUCAAGUCAUUUGAAGAUCGAGUUGGGACCAUAAAGUCCAGAGUGGUGGGCAGCAGGGAGAACAGCACCGAGGGCCUGCACUCCCCCUCGGGAGCUGGAGAGAAACCCCCACAAGACAACUCUCCAUUCUAG